GCCCGGGGCCGGCUCACGGCGCCGGUGCCGACGCGUCGCCCUCGACGGAUGCCCCCAUUAUGCCGCCGACAUUACGGCGCUGAUCCGACCGGGAGGAGGCUGCAGCGGCGCGCGGGCCAUCUCGACAGCCGCCGCCUGAGCCGCUGAUCCCACCGCCGAGCCACCGACCGAGAGUGGUGGAGCGAGCAGCCAGCGAGCGGCCGAAAGACGGCGGCGAGACGGUGAAAAGACGGCGGCGAGACGGUGAAAAGACGCGCCGGGCGCCGAUGGACGCAGUUAGACUGAGAAGUGAGCCGUCACAGACGUCAUCCGACUGAAGAGUGAGCCGUCACAGACGUCAUCCGACUGAGGAGUGAGCCGUCACAGACGUCAUCCGACUGAAGAGAGAGCCGUCACAGACGCUACUGGACUGAGAAGAGAGCCAUCGGCCUAGUGAAUGGUGACACCGGCGCAGGCGACAGGAUGAACAGGCUUCGAUCGUGAAUAGGACGUCGCAAAAAGGAGUCCCAGUGAGUGCUGGCAACGGUCCAUAAAUAUAGCGUGUAUCUCCGGGGGCCGCAGACGGAUACAGCAGAUAGAGCAGCGCAAAAGGACGGCAGUAAUAGCUGUGAAUGCUACCCGGCAUUGAUGACUGCAGUGAGGAUGAUCUGACAAUGAUGACAAGUGAUCUUUGUCGUUCGUUGGUGAGAGCAAUGAUCUGAUCGCACCUGGGAAUCAACAGUGACAGUGGGGGUUGUCCAGCGAUAGUGACAGUGACAGCAGUCUUGGUGCCAGUCGUGUCUAGACUUCAUCAGUGACAGUGGAUACUUCAUCGGUGGUGACAGUGAUAUCACACUGGUACUGGUGACGGUGACUGCCAGUGCGCGGACAGCCACAGACCGAGAUAGCGGCGAGCUGCGGUAGCCAGCCACCAUGACUCGUCCACGUGUCGAUCGCGAUGGGUUUGCCGACUGUCUUUACGAAAACGAUGGCCUCACCCAACGGCUGUGUGGAAGCUAUGAAUUCAUCGACCAGCUUUGUGGAAACUAUGGGUCCACCGGCCGGCUGUGUGGAUCCAGCGGCCGGCUGUGUGGACGAGGUGGAUCCACACUCCCCAUCAGGCUGUGUGUCCGUCUCUUGGCCCUGAUCUCUCUCUGGUCGGCGGCUGGGGCCAGUUCGAGCCCCGCUGACGAGGGUCUGUCGCUGCUGGACCUGCAGGAUGUCAGUGAUCUGGACACAGGCCAGUUGACCUCCGUGUCGGCCAUGCGCGGAGGGGUGGCGGAGCUGCCGUGCCACGUCGACCCGGACAACAGUCACGACGUGCAGCGGCUCGUGCUCUGGUACUGGAGCGGCUCUGGAGCGCCCUUCUACAGUUACGACACCCGCGGCGGUCGGAAGGGCCAGGGCACCCACUGGGCCAGCGAGGACUCCCUGGGGCGCAGGUCGCGGUUCGACCCGCACGGUCGGGCGCCGGUGCUGAGGAUAAAGGACGUCACGCUGGCCGAUGCCGGGAUGUAUCGGUGCAGAGCCGACUUCAAGACGUCACCGACGCUCAACGCCCGCGUCAGGCUCACCGUCGUAGUACCUCCCGGGACCCCGGAGGUGGUGGACGACUCUGGCCGCCGGGUGGAGGGACGCGCCGGACCGUACCACGUCGGUACCUCUGUGACCUUCGUCUGCCGGGUCAGAGGAGGUCAUCCAGCACCUAACGUCACCUGGUGGCUGGACGGCGAACUGCUGGACGACUCAUGGGAGAGAGACGGCGACGGUCUCACCUCGAACACGCUGCGUCUGGAGCGGCUGCAGCGGCACGACCUGCUGCGCACGUAUACCUGUUCUGUCAGCAACAGUCAGCUGCAGAAGCCGCUCACAGUCGCGCUCCGACUCGACGUCACAUAUCCGCCGCAGCGCGUGGAAAUACUGAACUCGAAGAGUCUGGUACUGGAGGCUGGCCGUGCAGUGAACCUGACCUGUCAGGUCACCGGGUCGCGACCUCCUCCAGUCAUCACCUGGUUCAAGAACGGAGAGUCUCUUCCUGGCGGCACGCCGUGGACCAGUUCUAAUAACGUGACGUCAUCAACUGUGGAGCUGGUGACGUCAGCAGGUGACGCCGGUCACGUGAUCAGGUGCCGAGCGUACAGCCCGGCUGACCCGUCCUCAGCACUCGAGGACCAACUGGCGCUCAGGGUAAACCACGCGCCGCUGGUUCGUGUUUCGGUGGCCAGCAGUCUGCGGCUGGCCGACAUCCAAGAGGGCGAUGACGUCUAUUUCGAGUGUGACGUCACCGCCUCGCCUCCGGCGCACUCGGUCCAGUGGAGGCUGAAUGGCCGUCCUCUGGUGCCCGACUCGCUGCCCGCUGGUGUGAUGGUGGUGAAUCGAAGUCUGGUGCUACAGAAAGUGACCAGUGACGGCAGUGGCAGCUACUCCUGCGCCGCCUCCAACGCAGAGGGAGACGGUGUCAGCGACUCCGUCAGCCUGCUCGUCCGCUACGUUCCACGCUGCAGUGUCCGCCAGCAGACGGUCUACAGCGCCGCUCUCCAUCAGACAGUGAAGGUGCCGUGCAGGGUGGACGCCCUUCCCGACCAGCUGACCUUCCACUGGUCCUUCAACAACACCGGCGACAUCGUCCACCUGCCCACGCACCAGUUCACGGUGAACGGCUCAGGGAGUACGGCCAUCUACACGGCCCAUUCGGCGCUGGACUACGGCACUCUGCUGUGUUGGGCGCAGAACGACGUCGGUCUGCAGAGGGAGCCCUGUCUGUUCCACAUCACACCGGCCGCGGUGCCGGAGUCGCCGUCCUCCUGCACGUCCCACAACGGCACGGACGGCUCCGUGGCCGUGCUGUGCCGUGCUCCGGCCGCGGACGUGCUACCCCGUCGGUACGUGCUGGAGGUGCGCGGCCCGGCCGGUGAGCUGCUGCUCAACCUCAGCGCCGGCACGCCGCGCUUCCUGGUGCCGGCACACCUCAGCAGCAGCUACCAUCAGAUUAUUCUUUUCGCCGAGAACGCUAAGGGCCGCAGUAAGCCUCUGGUGAUCGAUACGCACCCGGCCCGAGACGCCGUGGAGCGCCGCACAGAGCGUAUCAUCGACGGCUCGCUCAAGGCCAACGCGCCUGGAGCCGCCGCCGACUCGGAGCCGCCGACCGUGGUGCCGUCGCUGACCCUGCUACUGGUGGCGGCUGGCGCCGGCGCCCUGCUGGUCACCCUGCCCGUGCUGGCCGUGGUGCUGCUGCGCCGCCGCCGCCGCCGCCGCCCAGCGGGCCGACCAGCACCCCCGGCCCCCACCAGCCCGGGCCCAGCGCCGGCAACCAGCGCUGGCCGGCCGGGCCGCCCGCCACCGGCCGCCCACCAGCCGUAUUACGAAAUUUGCCAGUGA
Amphibalanus amphitrite is the source of this 3357-nucleotide messenger RNA. Its product is annotated as hemicentin-2-like. NCBI's taxonomy places the organism in Eukaryota, Metazoa, Arthropoda, Thecostraca, Balanomorpha, Balanidae. The transcript has 15 exons. Bases 913 to 3357 code for a protein of 814 amino acids. The record is from RefSeq and is a predicted model, not a curated record.